AUGUCAGCAUUGGCUCCGCCGCACCCAAUAGAUGCGCGCCACAUCGCCCAUGCCCGUACCCCACAUCGCCGCUCCCCGCACCGGCCCGCCGAGGCCCGGGGCAGGCCCUCCCCGACCCGCAUGUCCCCCCGCCGCUGCCCGCCCCCGCGAGCCGUGCCGCCUCCACCGUCCGCCCGCGCCUCCAUUGCCGGCCGGCAGCCGCACGGCUCCCCGCCGCGACGCCCGCGCCGCGUCGCCGACCCCACGGGCUGCCGCCUCCUCGUCGCCGGCCUCCUCCGCCGCGCCGACGACCUCCCCGACCUCCCGAACUUCCUAACCGGUGAAAAGAAAAAGAAAAAAGAUCUCCUCCACCUCCCCCACGUUUGUGGAUCCACCCGCCUCCCUCUCCCACGUGCCCCUCCCAACCCACCCCCACCGGUGCCGGCCCCAUCCACGCCGCCGCGCGCCCCUCCCUCCUCCCAACGGCCGACGAGCCUCCCCCAAGCCGGGACAAGGCCGACUCCCACUCCCCGGAUCCCCCCGCCGUCGCGCCGCCUCCCUAGAUUCUUCCCCUGCCGCGAUCCCUCUUCGGAACCCCCACACGCCUCAUCGGACCCUGCAUCCUCGGUCACCUGCCCUCCUCCCCAACGGUCGGCGCACGACCCCGCCUCCGCCAGGGCCGAUGAGCCACCUCCCAGCACCACCCUCGGAUCCAAUGGUCGCAUGCUAUCGAUGGGCCAUGGAACCCCGUGCGCCACCGCAGGGUCCUGGAUCCCGAGCGCCAUCGCUGGUCCCUGGAUCCCACGCGCUGCUGACGCCUGCCCAAGCGCGCUGCCGAGCCGCCUUGACCAUCCUGCUUCGUCCCGGCUUUGCCCGGCUCCCGGUGACGCGCCCAACACUUGCUCCCAGCCCCGCCAUCCACCGGUGACGCGCACCGCCAUGGACGCAUCCUCCAGCUCCACCCUGCCAUUGCAGUCCAACGUCUCCGAUUGCAUCCGUUCGCUAGUGAAGUGUGAGACGGCCUCCUCCGGCGACGCCACCUCCUACCCUCACAUCACGCUGGGCAUCCACCUUCCCCUGCAUCGGGGCCAUUUGUGCUGGUGUGGUGCGUGUGAGACGCCGACCGCUGAAGCUGUUCAAAUUUCAGUGUUCGCUGUUUCAGAAUCAUCGCUCCCAUCAGUUAGCUGCUGAUCUAUGGAGUCUGAAGCGUGUGUUCCCAAGGUUCAGACGACAGCACACUUAAAAAUGCUGGUGAAAAAUCUCUGAACAUGUACAGUGCAAUCAUGGAAAAAACUUGAAACUUUAUCACUUAACCACUGCUGAUAUCUCUUA
Molecule: messenger RNA, 1311 nt
Organism: Triticum aestivum (bread wheat)
Lineage: Eukaryota; Viridiplantae; Streptophyta; Magnoliopsida; Poales; Poaceae
Product: vegetative cell wall protein gp1
Exons: 4
Coding region: 1-1170 (389 amino acids)
Source: RefSeq, a predicted model, not a curated record